Messenger RNA from Cryptococcus deneoformans JEC21, 912 nucleotides. RefSeq lists its product as hypothetical. NCBI's taxonomy places the organism in Eukaryota, Fungi, Basidiomycota, Tremellomycetes, Tremellales, Cryptococcaceae. Bases 82 to 768 code for a protein of 228 amino acids. The transcript has 8 exons. Gene Ontology annotation, biological process: DNA-templated transcription; transcription initiation at RNA polymerase III promoter. The record is from RefSeq and is a predicted model, not a curated record. Gene Ontology annotation, cellular component: RNA polymerase III complex.
UUUUCGCGAUCUGUCCCACCCAUUAUCCACCAGCAGAGCUGCUUAGAACCUAUUCAAAAGGGAAACUAGCAAAAGGGAAUCAUGUUCGUCCUCAUCGGUGUGCGAGAUACCGUCCCCGUAGCCCCGAAAACUUUCGAUAUUCCGCCUGUCACUACCAUAACAGAUGCAUUGAAUACCAAAUACGCAAAUAAGCUUGUUCCAGAAAAGGGUUUGGCCCUCUCAGUGUUCGAUAUCCUCACAGCUGAAGAUGGCAAAGUGACCUGGGGAAAUGGCUUAAUGUAUUAUAAGGUAUCUUUCAGAUUAAUGCUCUUCGCACCUUUUGUUGGAGAAGUCAUCGUGGGCCGGGUUCUCUCAACUACCAAGACUUAUAUUCGAGUAUCUCUGGGAUUCUUCCAAGAUAUCUACAUUGUCCCUUCGCUUUUACCUCCGAACUCCGCCUACGAUCCUCAACAAAAAGCAUUUUUCUGGGUGGCUAUUGAUGAUGAGUCGACCUUAACCCAAGAACAACUGUUAAAUACCGUCAUUUCUGAGAGAUUAUAUAUAGAUCUAGGAGAGGCGAUCCGUUUUCGUGUAGACUCCAUCGAAUGGCAAGAUGUGCGCCCUACACCCCAGGCCAUGUUGGCGGAGAUGAACGGCGAAGCGGUGGAGGGGAAGGACCCCAUUGAGAAGGCAGGCUUUAAGAUCUUGGCGACAAUAGCUGAAUCAGGUCUUGGUGUGACAGCUUGGUGGCCUGGGCGAGAGGAAAAUGAGGAGAUGUAUGAGGAGUAAGGACAUUAGAUCUUGCCGGACCAGAGGAUAUUGUGCAAGCAGAGGGUUACAGGUUCUUGAUCUCGAAUAGAGACUUACUCGCGAAAAUAAGAGGCCUCAGAGAGCACACGCAGUCAGAGUAUCACAAUACACCUUACGACGCAU